Suillus subaureus is the source of this 637-nucleotide messenger RNA. RefSeq lists its product as uncharacterized. The transcript has 5 exons. The record is from RefSeq and is a predicted model, not a curated record. Lineage: Eukaryota; Fungi; Basidiomycota; Agaricomycetes; Boletales; Suillaceae. Bases 14 to 289 code for a protein of 91 amino acids.
GGGUUAGAUUGACAUGAGUAUGACACGAUCAUAUCAUGAACUGUGCAGCCUUCUCUCCCGAAUCAGACUGUGGUUUACGCAGUGCCGGGGGUGCUGGCAUGUUGGGAGACGAAAUGGGGAUCUCUAUGUAACAUCAUUACAUGACGUCAAGGUCCAUCACCCAGACUGGCAAGGCGUAGCCGCCAUUCUCUCAGAGUCAAAUUACCAACGCGUUCGCGUCGCACACGUGUGCGGAUCGUACUCAACAGGUGCCGUCGUCUCCCUUACGCCCUUGGCCUACCUCUGUUAACGCGAUUAAGUCAAAUUGCUUUUAUCCGAAAAUCCGAGAUGAUCUCAGCCGGGAUCAACCGCGUGCUCAUAUAAGUAGCAGGCAUCGGUCCCUAGGAAAAUUGCACGAAAUACAGGACAGUCUCACACGCUAGCUUGUAUGUCUGUAGCGAAGUGGUCGAAAAUUCAGUCCAUUUAAACAUACGAAUUCCCCCCAGUUGAAUAGCCCACCCCACACCCCAGACGCGCUAUUGGAUCAUGGCUUGCAAUCGGAACCUCCCACCCAGACCCGUCUCUGGGCUCGGAAAUACCCCAUUUCAAGUUUGUAUUUGCUUCAUUCAAUUACAAGGAAUUCUGGCAUCACGCGAUC